AUGACUCACAGAGACAAAAAUAUUCCUAAAGUAGGGGGUAAUGAGAAGUUCUUAUUCGAUAAUGGCAUGAGCAAAUAAAGUCUGAUAGCUAAUAUGAGUUUGGCGCUGCAAAGAAAGAAAAAUCAAGACAUGACAUCAGCAAAACUUCUUGUUCGAAAGAAGGGUGACUAGUUUGUGACGGUCAAUGGACAGUAUCAAAAUGAUAAUAUACAAAAUAAAUUUGAUCGACUGUCAGAAACGAAAAAGCAAGAUGAGAUGGGCAGGCAUUACAAGCAGAGAAACCUUGGGAGUGAGAUCACUCUGGGUUAUAAUACAGAUUAUAAAUUACCAGUAGAUUAAAGAACAACUAGGCAUUUGUAUCAUGAUAAGGAUUUCUUUAAAAGUAUUAAAGCUACUAACAUAAUUAAAGUCACAAGCUCUGAUAGAGAAUUCGCCUCUCAAAACAAGUUUAAAGAAUCAAAGUAAAGCAAGGAAUUCUCGCCAUACCCUUAGCAUGUAGAGAAAAGAAAUAUGAGAAAUGAUAGUUCGCUAAGUUUAAAGCAAGACUCUGAGAAUAUGAAAUAAGAGAUGGUGCUUAGGAAGAAACUGAUAGGUUGGGCCUAGCAGAAAAACUAAAUAUCAAUCUAGGGGCUAAGGAGUUUUAAGAAAAAUCCAGAGAUACCUAACCCUCCUCAACCACAGCAGUAGUCAGUUAUAUUAAAGAAACUAAUGAAUAAAAAUUUUGAAUCCUAGCAAUCAAGAAUAGGAAAGUAAAUGGAUGUUGCUUAGAUCAGAGCAUAGGCGAUUAUUAACAAAGAAUCUUUGUAUAGAAGUAUAGCUGGAGACUUCUCAAGAGCAAGAUCAAUGAUAAAGUCAAGUAAUUACUAAGAAAUUGAUGAAAAGAAAAGGGCAAGCAUUUAUGGAUCAAAAUACUUCCAGAUUGAUAGCUAUAAUAAUAGUCAUAACAAUCUGUAAUCUAGAGCUGGAACUGAUUUGAGAAACUAGGCUAAAAUACCCAUAAAAUCAAACAGGAUUGGAAAUUUAACUAAUUAAGGCACAAGUUUUAAGAUAGGAGAUUAUAAUUUCAAGCUCAAUAAUGCCAAGAAGACUUUCAGAACUACGUUUCAAGACUAGUAUAUCUAAAAGCAGAUUAAUAGUCUUGAUAACUAGAUGUGCAAAGAAUCUCAAACCAGAAACGUUUCAAUUCCUCUUAAUAAAGCAAGAAACUUACCUAAUUCAUUCCUAACUUAGAGCAAGCAGGACUAUUAGAAUCUUUUUGAGUCUACUAAUAGUCUAAAUAAAUCAAUAAAUUCAGCUACAAGUGAACAGCAUAACUAGUACUCUAGACCUGGCAGAAUAUCUAUAGACAAGAUGAUCCAUAAUUCCUAGAUUAAGCUAGAAUACAAUACAGUUUAUCAUAAUAAAUAUCGGGAGGGUCUAGGCAUUAAAUCUCUAAAGUAACUUAAAGAUGAUCAUAACUUGAACAAGUCUUUGAAGAAAGAUGUCUUAGACUCUCAUUUCUAGCUUGGUGGAAGAAGCUUAGUCUCAGCAGAUCUAAAUUCACCAUUGCACUUAUUAGAAGCAGACAAAAGACUCACCUACUUUAAAGAAAAACCCUUUUCCAAAGAAUAAAAUGAAUUAAGAUCAAAAUUUAAGGAUAAGAUUGAAAGGUAGAACUGGAAUAUCAAGCAAUAGAAAUCGCUUGAUGUGUCCCAGGAGAUGAGUCGAGAUGCGAGUUAUCAUAAAAUCAAUAGGAGCUUGAGUGAUAUAGAUCUCUACCGAAGUUCCAGACCUUAAAGCAACUUAUCAAUGACAGCUCAUUUGAAGCAAAGUUCAAAUUUCAAUUUGGGAUAUUAAAGAAAUUCAGAUACAAAUCGUAUAAUGAGGAACUCCACUAACUUUGAUAGCAGUGCUAGUAAUGUAGGAUAUAAGAAUAGAGAUGAUGUGAGUCAGUUUAAGUAAAACUAUGAUAUUAACCGCAAUCAUUAGAACAGAAAGACUAAUUUAAAUCUAGGUAGAAGUGCGUCUAAGUUUGAGACAAACUAUAAAGAUCAGUAUCCUUGGCAAGUCCCCAAAUACGAAUUAUGA
Molecule: messenger RNA, 2067 nt
Organism: Stylonychia lemnae
Lineage: Eukaryota; Ciliophora; Spirotrichea; Sporadotrichida; Oxytrichidae
Source: the annotation of a GenBank genome assembly